CCUGCAGUAGAGCUCGUCACACAUCAUAUCCAUAUAUAUCAUCUAGAGAGAGAAAAAUCACAUCUUUAUGUCAUACAUGUCUAGAGAGAGAAUGAAACAGAGUAGGGCAAGGACAGGGGCAGGAAAACACAGAGAUUUUUCAUCCAAAGGCAGAUCAUACCUAUAUCUAUAGGUUUAUAUAAUUAUUAUUUUUCGUUUUGGACUUUCUUUAACUCUGGCAAUUCGAUUCAUAACCAUAAAAGCGGUUAUUAUGAUAACACCUUUUCACUCCAACAACACAUAACAAACCAAUCACACACCCACUUUGUUAUUCUGCAGAAUUCUGUUCUACUGCGUUAAAGAUCGUUCAUUUUCGUUCUUCCUCUGCUGGUUUGAGUGAAACUCAAUUUGUGUUCUAUUGGGUUUUUGUGGUUUGGUUUGUUUGUUUUUGAGUGUGUUUCAAUGGAGCUUUACCGCCAGUUUGAUCACUGUGACACCCACUUGCCUCCUGGGUUUCGGUUCCACCCAACUGACGAGGAACUGAUUACAUUCUAUCUCUUGAAGAAGGUGCUUGACAGUAAUUUCACUGGAAGAGCCAUUGCUGAAGUGGACCUUAACAAAUGUGAACCAUGGGAGCUCCCUGAUAAAGCUAAAAUGGGAGAGAAAGAGUGGUACUUCUUUAGCCUGAGAGACCGUAAGUACCCAACUGGACUCAGGACUAAUAGAGCAACUGAAGCUGGGUACUGGAAAGCUACUGGCAAAGAUAGAGAGAUUUACAGUUCAAAGACCAGUGCACUUGUGGGAACGAAGAAGACACUGGUGUUUUAUAGAGGUAGAGCCCCUAAAGGAGAGAAGAGCAACUGGGUUAUGCAUGAGUAUCGCCUUGAAGGGAAGUUUGCUUACCAUUACGUCUCCAGGAGCUCCAAGGACGAGUGGGUGAUCUCCCGGGUCUUCAAAAAGACUGGUGGUAUCAACGCAAGCAGUAGCAGUACUGCCGGUGCCAAGAAAAACUGCCUGAACCAGAACAUCAGUCUCUACACUGAAGCCAGCUCUCCUUCUUCAGUCUCUCUGCCACCUCUCCUUGAACCUGGGAGCAACUCUAUCACAGGGACCACAUCGAGCACCACCAUGACCGACCGCAAGAGCAGCUCCUAUAUCAACCCCUCUCAAUCCGAGCACGUGUCCUGUUUCUCCACAAUAGCGGCAGCAGCCACUGCCGCCAACAGCUACUUUGAUUUCACUUCCAUUCAGCAUCAGCCACAUCAACAGCCUCCAUUUCUUGCAAUUGAAGCAUCCUCUAGGUUUCAAAGAAGUGCUGAUGUCAAUGCAUUCUCAAGCCUUGCAUCCUUGCAGGACAAUCUGCAGCUCCCCUUUUUCUUCUCACUGCCCGGGACGGUCUCCUCUCUGCCGCCGCCAGCAAUGCAGGAUGGUGGUGCUGGUGGUGGCUCCAGUAUGACUUGGGAUAGUGGAAGGAUGGAUGUUGGUCCUACUGAGCUUGACUGCCUAUGGACUUACUAAGACUGUUUGAGACUUCCUUGUUAAUCUUAGUGUCUUUGUCUUGUGAUCAGUAUUUCUAUUUCUGAAACCUGGAUUUGUAAUUAAUGAUAUGUGUGUAGUGCUUAGUAAGUAGUGUUUGUAGGAAAGAUUUGGUAUCAUCUAUGUUGUUUAUCUAUCCUUAUCAGAGAGAUAUUACUCUGCUUAGGACUGUGACUGCUUUAACUUUAG
Tripterygium wilfordii is the source of this 1704-nucleotide messenger RNA. RefSeq names its product protein CUP-SHAPED COTYLEDON 2-like. NCBI's taxonomy places the organism in Eukaryota, Viridiplantae, Streptophyta, Magnoliopsida, Celastrales, Celastraceae. Gene Ontology annotation, biological process: regulation of DNA-templated transcription. The transcript is spliced from 3 exons. Gene Ontology annotation, molecular function: DNA binding. The record is from RefSeq and is a predicted model, not a curated record. The coding region runs from base 442 to 1497 and encodes 351 amino acids.